AUGAAUAAUGCGAAAGACAUAAUCAAUUUUAAUGAACAUGUUGUUAAUAGAUAUAAACAUUGCAGGACUAAUGACGAUAGCAGGUGCGUUUUGCAGCAUGGUACUUACCCUGUUGAUGAAGUUAAAAGGGCCCCUAGGGGGUAUGUGUCCCGGGAAAGAAGCACCUGUGUAAUAAUGGCUCAUUCAGAUAGGAGCUUAAAUUUGGUCAAGCGGUUUGCCAACUUGGCAAAACACACAGAUAGUGCAGAUCGCACAAAUUAUAGAGAUAACGUCUCUCGGACGCGACCUCCCGACCUGCAAAUGGUGCACCGCAUAACGAUCUGCCUCUGCUUGAAAAUAUACUUCUCCGUUUAUAUGUAUAUAACCAAUUUGAGGAAACUGUGUUUUUUGCUAUUCUGCGAGUGCUCGGCUUAUGUGGCCAAGAAGUGCAGACUCUACAUAUUAAAUAAAGCAAACGGAAAAUGUAAAGCCAUAUAUAGGCAUGCCAUACAGACUGAAGAGGAAGAAGAAAAAAAAAAAGACAAACAGGUUUAUGCUGGCAAAUUAGAGCGAUCGGCGGGAAGGGGACACAUGAGUGACUUCCACCGAAUUGAAAAUAAUAAACCCACAGAAGUGGGAAAAAAAAAUGAUUACCACGCCUAUUUUGUUUCAAGCAAGUUCUAUAUAGAUAAAUUUGGCCGCAUUGAGAAGUCAGCUUUUAUGUCAGCGAGAAAGGUGGACGCUCCAAACUGGCCAGACGCAAAACGAAGAAGAAUACGUUACCUUGGUUGUGUUACCCGUGUGUACACGAGUAAAUGUCGUAAAAGAGGUGGAGGAAACAACUCCUGCACUAGUAGGCGAAGUAAUGAUGGGGAUAAAUACGCAGCCAAUCUAACAAGCGGAAGCCUCGUAGUUGGAAGGGGACGAAUCCAAGUGGUCACUCCCCUUCUGAUAAGCAGAAAGGGAACAUACACAAAAAGGAAUAUAUUUAAAAAGAAUAAUAAAAAACGUAUAUUUCAAGAGCAAACCUGGUUUAAUGCUUUCAACAAGGGUAGUGCCAUAUACCCAAAUGGGGUUUAUUCCUACCUCAGAAAUGGAGAGUGCCUCAAAGUAGAGGUAAAUGGAAAAAAUGAAGACUAUAUUAGUGAAUCAUCUGACGAAUUCGAAGAACAACGUGAGGUUGUUACGUAUAGCCCGUUCAACCAUUUUAGUGAAGGCGUCUUCGCCGUAGAGGAUACAAGAGGGGACUCCUCUAUUUCUAUCCAGCGUGUGGUGCAAAAAAUGUUAAAGAUAUACCUCAUGCUGCCGAUCCCCCUUCGCUUUACCGAAAUGGUAAGCGAUUUUUACAAGCCCGUUAGCCAUUGGGCAGUUCUUGUGAAACAGCCGUGUGAUUGGGGUGAAACCUUUUUGAUUACCCCUUUUAAUGUUUUAAAAAUAAUUGUUAAAAAAUUAAAGGCACAUCAUUUUUAUCUCACAUUCGACUUAUGUUUUAAGACAAGAGUCGCAUCAGAGUAUGAUAGAAAGAGGGCAUAUAUUCCAGGGGUUAGCAAAAACUCAACAUUUAACUACCCGGACGGAUUAAAAUUCCGUACAACAAUGUUACUCAAGCUAUUUUUAACUUUGCCACAGGUGGCAGAAGAGUGUCAUAAAAUGAAAUUUCGCCCAAAUGUGCUCAUGAUGGGAAAACACACAGGGAGGGAAGUUUCGAAAGACAAAUUCAAACGUCAAAGGGGGAAAGUACUAUCCGUAAUGGCCGAGAGACGGUUAGCGAAUGUGCUGAGGUUACCUCAGCAAAGCAUAAGCGGGGCAGCGAAAAGGGCUAAUGAGGCAACUAAACGGGAGAACGAAGCUGCGAAACGAGCGAGUGACACGGAAAAACUCGUCGAUAUAACCGUGUCGAGGGCCAAGGAACUCCUGCCCAUAUCGGAACCCCUCCUUGAGCGUAAGCGUCGCUUUAAUUUUAUCAAAAACAAAAUGAAGGUAUCCCUUUUCUUACUCAGAUGUUAUGAUAUUUUUCCCGCCAAAUAUGUGCACGUGAAAAUGCAACGUGUGGAACUAAGGGGGGCCAACUGCAGCAGAAUUGACUGCGGGGACGUGGGUAAUUCCGCGAUGAGAGAAUGCCCAGGGGGAAGUAGUAACAAGGGGAGAACAGACGAUAAUGGGAAAGGCGAGAGAAGCCGCAAACGCGGUGAUAGCAAUCAAAGUAGAAAACGUGAUGACGGCGGCCAAAGCAGCAAACGUGGCGACGGCGGCCAAAGCAACAAACGCGGUGAUGGCGGCCAAGGCGGCCGAAGCAGCGGCAACGGAGACGACAACGAUGACGAAAAGAACAACAAGAAGAGUCACACCGAUGAUAAAGGUGAGAAGAACGACGAGACGAAAGGGAGCGGGAAGAAGGAUAGCGGCACCAACGGGAAUAAUACCAACAGUGAGAAGGAUAGUGGGAGCGAUGCUGGAGGCGGUACAGGAAGCGGGAGCGGCAAAGCCGAUUCGAAUGAGGGCGUGAAGGGAGUGUCCAACGGUGCGGCCAAAGGAUCCUCCAACGGAGCCUCAAAUGGAACGUCCAAUGAAGCCUCAAAUGGAACGUCCAAUGCAGCCUCAAACGGAGCGUCCAAUGCAGCCUCAAACGGAGCGUCCAAUGAAGCCUCAAACGGAACGUCCAAUGAAGCCUCAAACGGAACGUCCAACGGAACCUCAAAUGGAAUGUCCAACGCCGAUGCGAACUCUAAGAAGAGGAGGAGCGAAAAGGGGAGGAGCAGAAGCAAAAACAAAGGUGACGUCGCAGGCGGCCGGCCGCCGAACCAAUCCGCCGCGGGGAAGGAUGACAGUGCAUCGGUAAAUAACGACUCCUUCCUGUUGAACAACGAAAGGAAAGAAUCGGUUAAGCGAAAAAAAGGAAACAAAACAGGAAAAAAAAACGGAGCUAAUGAAAAAAAUGAUAAAUAUUCACUUAACCUUCUAAUCGCAGAAGAUGCCUAUAAAAUUGUAAAAAAUGGAAGAGUGUACAAACCAACCGAGCCAGUCAACAGUUUCCAGACCCACCAAAAUUUUAUGCUUAGAGAAAUGAUGUGGAUGAGUAUAGAUUAUUAUGAAGAAAAAAGGUGGAAGAAAAAUGUGUCGAAAAGAUUUAGUUAUCAAGUGAAUAAUCACUUUGAGGACAGAAAAAAAAAUGACAAAUAUUUUAUUUCUUCGCAGAUAUCGAAUGACAUUAAGAUAUUUUGGUUUUUUGUGCUAAACGAGGUGAGGCCUGACUUGGUCCCCGUGGACGUGGACCAUAAGGUGAAAAAUAAAAAUUUGCUCAAGAGGGAUUUUUUUAAGUCCGUUAGGAAGAAUUUUAAAAUGGAAGGAAAUAAUCUUUUCACUCCCGUUGAAGCGAACCCCUUCGCUUCGGCCAAUGAUGAGCAGUUGGAUAGUCAUGCCGCGGAGGACGGUGAACAGAGUGACAAAUGUGACAGCCCCCCGAAUGACUCCAGCCCCAGUGGCAUUCUAAGCAUGGCACGCAGCAUGUUUUCGUUCAAUUUUAUGAAGAAAAGUGAGGCAAGCGGAAGAAGAAACAUCGACAAAGGAAAUAUCGACGCAGGAAAUAUAGACGCAGGAAAUAUCCACGCAGGAGAAUCCCCCAAUUACGCCAGUCGUAAAGACAACCCAAAUGAUGAGCAGUGUGAACCCCCCCCAAGUGGGAAAAACUCGCAGAGUGCCUCCCCAACAAUUGACGCGAAUAAACAACAGACACUCGCGAGCAACAGCCAGGUGGAUGAAAGAACCAUAGAGGAGUACCAAAAUUACGAACAGCGUCUUAUACUUUUCGAGGAAAAUGUAAGCAGGGAGUUGCUAAGCAAGCACGAGCACCAUAGCAGGAGAGGGGUUGACUUUUGUGAAAAUUUUAGGAUGGAGGAAGAAUACACCUACCGGAGUGCAUACCAUUAUAAUGACGAUUAUGUGGACUACUAUUCUUGUAGUACAGACUACCUUGACUUGAGUAAUCACCUGUAUAUUUACUGUCUUCUCUUCAUGAGCAUUUCUCUAAUCGAAGUGAAUGAAAAUAUUUUUUAUAAUAAUGAAAAUUUAAUUAAUGAUGACCAAGCUACGUACUCCUCCGAUGAUGAACAGGGGUCGACGGUCCCGUUUGGAGGAAAGGCCAAACUGAUGUUACGGCAAAACGAGGCUAGUGACGAAAUGGGAUACACCAAACAUGAGAAAAAAAAGAGAGAAAAAAAAAGGAGUGAUAGCAACCAUGGCAGUGACGUUGCCGAUGAGGGAGAGGUGCUGGAGGUGGAAGGGGCCAAAUCAAUGAAUGAGCCAGCAAAGCUUGGGGACGAAGAGACCAAAGGGAACAAUCCCGCGAAGCAAAACACAAAGAUCAAGCUAGAAAUUGUAAAAAAGGAAAGCAAGAACGAAAUGGAAGAAUACGAUGAGGAGGUCUACAGGGAGUAUGCCAGGAACCAUCACGAGUAUCAACACGUGGACGAUGGAGACGACUUCGAUGAUGUAACAAGGCUAAACGAAUACGCUGACCAUAUGAACCACCUGGAUUAUUACGAUGAGAUGAGGCAUAUUAAUAGCAAUAUGUUAACCAUGGCCACCACUCCCCUGAAUGGUGUAGACGUCAACGAGCUCCUCGUCAUUCCAUAUUCCGCUUCCGACAGGAUAAUCAGUAAAGGAACAGGUAGUAGUGCCACACUAGGACAAAACAGGAGCGAAUUUCUAAACCAGAUCAAACAGAAAAAUGUCAACCUGUAUAUGAAUAAUAUGGAGUUAUGUGGGGGCAGAACCUACCCAUUCGAAUUAGAAUAUAUUAAUAACUCAAAUAACGAUAUUCGGCUCCCGCUAGUGAACAUGUCAGAGUAUGACGAAUUCACCUUUUUUCUGUAUCUGUUUUAUUUGAAAAACUCUCCAUAUAUUUUAAAAAAACAAAUGAUGAAGGAAAAGAGAAAACGGAAAAGAGACUUCUCAGAUGUUGCCUCAGCCAAGAAAAGGACACCAAAGCGAAAGUUGAACAAAGCGGAAAAUGAUAAGACAGUGGAGACCGUACUAGAGAACGAAAAGUGUAAAACAAAUGAGCAGCCUCUAACAAAUGCGGAAGUAGAAAACGCCUCCUCCUUAAAUGAAGUCAAUCGCGCAGAGGAGAAUGACCAGCAUUUUGAUUUUUCCAAAAAGGAUGACUACGGAAAGGUGGGAGUUAAAAAAAAAGGGAUAAAAGAUGAUGGGGGCCUUAAGAACAAUCAUCUUUCUGAGGAGGGACAUCAUUCUCGAGUGAGAGAAACCAAGGAAGGAUCCAAUUUCACGGAGGAACAGGAAGAACAAAAUUUAAAAACGUGGGCUGACACGAAAGAAGAGUGGACCAGCGACGAAGUAAAUUUUCUUCUCAUCCUUACAAAGACGUAUAUGAAUUAUGUGAAUGUCGACUCGACCCAGGCCAGGGGAUAUAACGGUGAGGAACAACCCCCUUUUGAGGGGAUUGGUGACUGUCCCCCUGCCAAGAAUCAUUUGGAACAGGCCUCCAUUGAAGUGGCCCCCACUGAAGCGGUCACCAGUAAAGUGAUGCAUCUAGGAGAUGCGCAAAAUGGAGAUGAUACUACUGCAGAACAGGAUGGAACUACCCCCUCCCAAGUGCUAAAUGGAAAAGGAAAUAAUAACAAUAGAAUCAAUAGCAGCGAAAGCAGAAAUAACAGCAAUAACAGCAGCUGUGGGGGAGGGGAUCAAGUGCAUCAUUCGCGAAAAACCCAAGGGAACUCCCCGAACGAGGAAGUUCUCACUGCCCAUGAGGGAAAUAACAACGCGAGGUGUGCAGAAAAGACAAUGGCGCCACUGGGCGAAGUGCCCCUAAGUGCCAACUACAUUUACUCCAUAAACUGGAACAUCAUAUCCCUGGCGCUCGCCUCGUACAACAAAAUUAAUCACGUUUACGAAAUCAGGAGAACGGCGGAGGAGUGUAAGGACAAGUUCUUUUCUCUUUUCCGGGACAAGAGCUACGCGGAUGUCAAGUCGACUAGCCUGCAUGGGGAAAAUUAUUUAAAUAACAAAAAAAAGUUAAAGAAGGGUUCGAAACGGUUAAAGUUCUUGUCCAUAUUUCCCCCCCGAAGUGCGAACAGCUUGAUAGGCUCGUUUAACAAAUAUAUGAGGGAAAAGAUUGAGAUGCACAGGCAGCGGAGGAAGGCGGCCAGUAGUGGUGGCUGGGGCAGUGACGGCAUGGGGAGCGGCUGCAGGGGAAGCGACCCAGGCAGACCAUUAACCGACGAGUGCCAAAUGGAGGAAAAACAAAACGCAGGUGGAAAUCCCCACGAAAGCAAGGGUGCCAAAAAUGACCAACCCAACCGUGAUGAGGAAGAAUCAGAGGGGAAGAAUUCCAAUGGGGAGGAAUCUAUCCUCUUCGAUAAACCGAGGAAAAGCGAACUGUUAAAUGGAAUAUUGCAGCAGCUGUCAAAAGGAAGCGCCCAUCUUCUAAACGACAAAGAUAAUCUGAGCAGCAAACCGAGCAACAGCUGCACCACCGAAGAGAACACUCUUUCCAGGAUGAACGAGUUGGAGGAGGAAUCAAAUGGCAACACCUUUCUGUUUAGAAACACAAAUUUUUGCUCUAAUUUGAAGAAGGAUCGUCUUUUUAACAAUUUAUUAUCUCACAUUUCUAGGAACUCCGACGAAACUUCUGAUGAAGAUACCGACUGUGGGAAGGACAGCUUCUUCAGCUCCAGUGACGUGGAUGAUUCUACGACACUGAAGCAGGACGAACUGUCUUCCAUCAAAUCGGACCAUUUGAAAAAUAUUACAGUAAAGAGGAAGCGCCCCUUCGGAGGGGAUAAGCAGGAUGAGGGGCGCGAGUAUGACCCAAGUGGGGAUAGCGCAAUGGAAGAAGGGGGAGUUCAAAAUGGGGGGCCAUCAUAUGAGCACUCCGAAGUAGAAACUCAGAAUGAACAAAUGUUGGAAAGACAGGAGCGUAACCCAGGGGUAAGCAGAAAUAUGCAGGAAGAACAGAAGGAGCGAAUGGAAGGGAAGGAAAAAACGGGGGAAAUAACACAAAUUCACGAUUCAAACUUCUUGCAGCGCAACGAAGAUGUUCCAUGGGUAGAGAGCCAAAGGAAAAGUGAAUGCUCAUUUUGGGAAACAGAAAAGGGUGGAGGUAAAAUUGAGGAGUGUGACAAUAAUACAAAGAACAACUCUGCACUUCCCAAAGGGAGAAACGAACCGAUUGAAGAGGGAAAGGAACUAAUGCCAUGCAAUGAAGAAGACGAGUUAUUUCUUCACGACGUGGACAUGAGCAAUCAUAUGUGCACAUCAAACUUAGGCAACCACUCGGUGACUUCAAACGUGGGGACAUUCACAACAAGCAAUGACAAACAAAUAGAGGGAGAAGAAAACGAAUCGGUCAAUUUUGCCAGCCUAAAAAAAUCGCUGAACUCCAUUUGUAGCAAUAAAAAAAGCGUAAACGAAUUUUUAGCUUUACUAAGAAAUGAUUGUCUCGUUAAGAAUAAAAAGUUUCAUAAAAUGAUUCAGAAUUUUUUAAAUAAAAUAAAACCGGUUGUAGGGUACUAUGACAAUAUGUUGGACUCACUAAACAACGAAACUAGCUAUGAAGUAUCAAAGAAUGAACCCAUGAUGAAUAAUACCUUCUGUGCAAAGAAAAUAGAUAAAGAGUUCGUAAAAUUGAUUAAAAAAAUAAUCGAAUAUGAUAAAAGGAGAAAGAAUAAAAGUAUAAAAAAAUUAAAUAACUUAUCAGAAAGUAGCCAAAUUUACAAGAUGAACGAAUUUUUUAUUUACUCUCCGAAUGAAUCUUACAACACCGUUAAAGAUUUUGCACAGAAGAUACUCAACUAUGUUCCCUACGUGGAUGACAAGAAAAAAAUUAACAUUAAAAAGGUUAGGAAAAGAUUCCAGUGCAAAAACUUAGUUUCACAAAUUCUGCUAGCCGACUACAUUCUAGAUAAGUUAAAGAAUUUUCCAGUGAACAAUUCUUAUCAGCCUACUCUAAAUGGUAAGGCGGUGGAUAGUCUGCUUUCCGAGACGAGGUUAAAAGCGUACACGAAAUUUAUCAAUGAUAAUUUACAAGAAUAUCAGGAUGUCGUUAAGAUGGAGAAAUGCUUCGCCGAGACGUACGAAGGGAAGAAGGAGGAAAAGUUCCUGUUCAACAGGGAAGGAUUACUCAACGGGAGAAGUGGAACAAAUGUUAAAGUGAAAAGAGAGAAUGACCAUGUGAGUGAUGAUGCAAAUGACAAUGAGAGUGGCCCACCGAUGAACAAACAGAUGCAGGAGAGGACUGACCCAAUGGCAGACCCCCUUCCAGAGCAUAAUGCCUGGUUCCUUAAUAAGAAUGGAAAAGUGUUCCACGAUGGAGGAAACGAAAAGGAUAGCAACGGUGCAGGGGUGGCGGGUGCUAUUCCCGUGCCUAUAAAAAUGGAGGAUACAAGCAAUGCGUUCAACUUUAACAAUUAUGAUGACAAUCAUAAUGCACUUCUACGCAGUGGUGUGUACGACGAUGCGAACGUGACACCCAAAGGGGUGAGGAAAGCAGAGCUGGAUAGAGACAACCGCCACAGCAUUAUACAUAUUAAGGGCAGCAUGGACAACGCGAAUGUUGAUUCACCGCUUGAUGGCCAAGUGAGAAUUAACGAACCAGGAAGGGAAAACGACUACAUCAGAACGAACCAGCAAAUGUGCCAAAAUGCAAGUGACCACGCGGUUAAUCCUGCAGUUUUUAACGAGAUGCCCUUGUACCAAAAGGUAAAGGAGGAUGAACUCAAAAAUGAAGCGGCAAAGAGUAUCGCGCCCCCCAGUGAGACAGGUAUUUACGGCGAUCCAAACUGUGGCAAUGUUAGCAACAAUGGGACGAACAAUGGGAAGAGAAAUCGAAAGAGCGGUGGAAAGAGCAGCGCGAAGAGCAGCGGGAAAGGCAGUGGUAAGGGGGGGGGCAGGGGAAGCACCAAGGGGUGCAACAAAGAAAACGUCAAGGAAAACGGAAAAAUUGUUGCUAGUGACAAUCUUCCCACACUUAACGAAACAAACGCGAUUAAAGACGCGGCCAAGACGAAGAAGCCACCCAUGUCACACACGAACCCGUUCAGUGGCCCCCCCAGCGAAUCCAGCAACUUGGACCAACAGAUACAGAAUCUGACCAAAAAUGAAUUCUUCCUAAGUAACAGACAGAAAUCUUUACCGAUAAAAAAUAUAGCCCAGACGAAUAAAAUAACCAAGUAUAAAACGUCGAUAAGUGUUUCGAAUUUUUCUCGAGAAUUAUUUAAAAAUAAUAGCAUCCUAAAUUAUUUACCAAAUGGCAAUAAUUACCUUGCCAAUAAUGCACCAGAAAAGAUGCCCAUGAAAAAUGGUUUACCUGUGAGUAACUUGCCUGCAGGAGAGCAAGACGAAGAAUAUGCUGCCCCCCUGGAAGGAGAUGCCACUGUAGACAGUAAGAAUCGCCAACCAGAUGAACAAGUGCCUAGUAUGCAUAGCAGUGCAAUGAAUGACAUGAUGGUGCCUCUUCACGUGUCAAAUGGACAGCACGUUCUAAGCCAUGACACAACCAACUUCUCAAACAAGAAGCAGAAAUUGGUAAACACGAAAUAUGAUAGCACCCCAAGUAAAAAUGCGACACUGGAAAAUUUGAACAAGUGUUUUAUCAACCAAGCAGGUACUCCUUUCAAUGCCGUCCAGGAUUACUACAUGCUUAACCAGUCUCCUGCAAAGUGGAACAAAGGCUUACCCAACACGGAAGGGAUCAAAUCGAAUGCUUCUUCGUUUUCGUAUCAACAGAUGCAGAAUUGGGGAGACCCUCAAUUUGUCAACAAGGGGGACACCUCGCCUCUUAUCAGUACGAACCUACAGAUGCCCGUCGCAAGUGCGGGCAGCGCACAUAGCUCCUCCAGGAAUAGCAGCGCGAAGAAGAAUAGCUCCAAGGGGAGCAGAAUCCCCAAGAACAGCAGCUCGAACAGCGCCCUGGUGCACAGCGCUGGCAGCAGCGGAGUUAGCGGAGUUAGCGGAGUUGGUGGACUUAGCAACGGUUUCAGCAAUAACGGCCUCAUCAACAACACUCUCAGCAAUAAGGGUCUCAGCAAUAACGGUCUCAGCAAUAACGGCCUCAUCAACAACACCCUCAGCAAUAACGGCCUCAUCAACAACACCCUCAGCAGCGGCGGGAAGCCCCUGUUCUCGCGGCCAAACGGCGAAGAGGAAAAAUUCCCGUCGCCCAUGCACGCCGCCUCGCAAAGCGGCAAGUACAUACCGCCCAACGGCAGGAACAUGCAGAUGGGGCAGAUCUCGCAGUUAUCGUCAACUUCGCAAAUUUCACCAAUUUCGCAGAUGGCUCACAGCAAGCCUGCAAUGUACGAUCCCCCAGAAGUGUGUCCCAAGAAUGUGCGGACGAACAAUCUACCUAACAGUAACUCCAGUUCGCAUCAAAUAGAAGUUACUUCCAGCGGUUCAUGCAAGAAGAUGCAGCAAAUCCCAAUGAACAACAGUUCCCUAAACUCAGAAAAGAAAAUCUACUCUAUGUAUAAAGAAAAUCAAGCAAGAGGAGGGGUAAUAGGGUCAUCUGUAGUACCGGGGCCAUCACCUUCCUCAUCAAUAAGUAGAAUAAACGAUGACGCACUUCCCUUCAUAUCGGCAACCCCAAGUAACUACUCAGUAGGGUAUGGAACAAACCAACCAGUAAUGCAAGAAGCAGAUGCAAAGUCGAAGUUUUUACACGAACAAAUGAGGAACAAUCAAGAUAUGUUAAGUUCUGAUCAAAAAAUAUUCCUCGAUGUAAGCAACAAAGGUAAUACCAUUGCAAAUUAUAACUAUCCUACCAUGGCAAGGUACCCUAGUAACAGCAUUCAAAAUGUGAAUCCAUUAAGUACUGACAAUAGAAGAUCAAAUUUAGGAACUAAUUAUAGCCAUGCGAAUUUCUUGGUAAAUAUAAAUAACAACAAAUUAGAAAGCAAUGAACCUUUAAAUUUUUCGAAUGAUUCGUUUAAUAAAAAUAUGAGUUGUUCAAAUUUGAGUAGUGUAAAGAGCGAUGGCAAUGAUGAAAAGAGGAACCUCUCCUCUGGUGCCUUAAAAACCGGUGCAGAUGGCAAUUCGCACAUGUUUCAGAGAAUAUUGCAGGCGAAGCACCAAAGUGACAUGCAGGGCGCCAUCCCCGAGAACCACAAAACGCAGCCGAGUUACGUGAAUAGUAGUAGCGGCGGAGGCGGCGCCAUUAUUAAUGUCCUCAGUAGCAACAUCGGCAACGGAGUUAGUAGUGGCAUCGGUAGCUGCGUCGGUAACAACAUCAGUAGCGGUAGCGCCGGUUAUGUCGACGCUGGCGCCCUGUCUGCCCUGAAACAGCCCCACAUGCACAUGAAUGACCCCCAAAACAAUUACAUUUUUAGCGUCAACGAAAGAGGCCAGAAAAGCCUCGCAACCAUGAGCCCCCAAGGAUCGAAUUCACAGGGAUUCAAUCAGCCAAACCAGUUAAGCCAGCCAAAUCAGCCAAGUCACUCCACUCACCCAAAUCAACCGAGCCAGCAGAAUAUUAAUUUGAACAACAUGAAUGGCCAAGCCGUGAAGUACCACAGCGCAAACUUGCCUAGUAGGAAACAGGGAGGAAGCGUCAAUUACUAUGUCAACCAGAUGAACUUCAUUCUCCAAGUGCUGAAUCAGUUAAAUUCGAAAGGAAGUACUUCGCCAAAUGGAACCCAGCAGGGCGCGGGGAAGCCCGCUAUGGAGCAUCCCGCUGCGAAUCAGCCGAGCGGUAGCCAGUCGGGGAUGACCCAUCCGGGGAUGAAUCAGCCAAGUAUGACACAACCGAGCAUGACACAACCGAGCAUGACACAACCGAGCAUGACACAACCGAGCAUGACACAACCGAGCAUGACACAACCGAGCAUGACACAAUCGAGCAUGACCCAGGGAAACCUGACGGCACCUAUUUUUGGCCACUCAAGCAGCAGUGUGGCCUCAUCAGAUGGGAACAAGAGCCUGAAUAUAUCUCCAUUCCAUUCGCCAAAUAUCAAAGGAAAAGGUUUUAAGCAACCAUUUGGCGAUAGUAGUGUAAACAGCCCCAAUAUAACAAACAUGGGCACAAAGGGGAACUUGCCAAAAAACAUGAUUCAGAAGAUACCUCCAAAAAAUAUGUACCCUUCGCAAGAUCUGAUUCAACAGAAGUUACUACAACAACAACAGGAGUUACUGCAGCAGAAGUUACAACAACAAAAAAUGCAGAAGGAAUUAUUUCAGAAGGCAUACAGUGAGAAGGAAAAUCAGUCAAGUACACCCCAAGGAGCAUUUCAGGAAAUGCAUAAUCAGUGCCCUCCUGACAACCUAAUGCAGAAUGACCAAGUGAGGCAACAGAAGUUGCUUCAGAAGAUCCAGCAGGAGCAAAUACAGAAGCAGCUUCAGCAACUGCAUUCCCAGCAGCAAUUCCAGGUUCACCAGAUGCAGCAGAAGGUGCAUUCGCAGCAGAUGAGUUCACAGAAGGGACCGUCACCACUGAAGGCGCAGCAGUUGAAGCAGCACUUGCAUGCACAGAAAAUGAACCCUCAGCAAAUGAGCCCACAGCAAAUGAAUUCACAGCAAAUCAAUUCACAGCAAAUGAGCCCACAGAAAAUGAACCCCCAACAUAUAACCGCACAACAGCUACACGCACAACAGUUGAAGCAAAUUCAAAUGCAGAAGCUUCAGUACCAGCAGCAGGAAUUGAAGAAACAUAUGGAGCAGCUGCAGCAAAGGAUCCCCCUGUCGCAGCAGAAGUUGCACCAACUAUAUAAUAUGAAACAAAAUAUGUUUUUAAGUGAAGACAAUGAAAAGAAAAACAAACAGAGCCAAAUUAGCCUUCCCCUAAAUUCCCACGUACCCAACAUGCACAAUUUGCAGCAACUGAAUAAAGGCGAAGAACUUCUCUCGAAAGAAAAUUUGAAUAGCAGUAUGGGCGGUAGAGUCAGUGGCAGUGUCAGCGGGAGCAUGAGCGCAAGUAUGAGCAACGGGGUGGGAGGGGUAGGCGGCAUGGCCGGAAGCAACAUCGGCGGAAGUAACAUGGGCAAGAACUUGGGCGAAAAUGCCAUGUACAUGAUAAAUAGGAAGAUGUCAAAUAACCUGAACAAGCUGAACAACGCGGAGCACUUUUUUUCCUACGACUCAUUUCAGCAGUCGCUGCCUCCGAGCAAAAUUGACGUAAAAGACAUGAGAACGCAUGACGGAAAAAAUAUAAAUGAAAAUAGCAUGUUGUUAAACCCAGCCCAAGCAAGAGACCUGUGUAACAAUAAUAUGCCCUCUCGCGUUGUGCCCAACAGUAUGCCGCCAUAUAUCUCUUCGAACUCUCCAUUUAAAAUGAAUCAUCAUAAUAAAAACAACAUGAACAAUAAUCAGCAGAAGUAG
Molecule: messenger RNA, 13302 nt
Organism: Plasmodium inui San Antonio 1
Lineage: Eukaryota; Apicomplexa; Aconoidasida; Haemosporida; Plasmodiidae
Product: H/ACA ribonucleoprotein complex subunit 4
Exons: 3
Coding region: 1-13302 (4433 amino acids)
Source: RefSeq, a predicted model, not a curated record